AAGUAGUAUGCUUGUCAAGCAGCAUAUUGUAUGGAGAAAGAAGGCUGAGAUGCUCCAGUCUCGGGUGGAUGAGCUAGAGGAGGAAAAUGGCAGACUCAAGCAGCAGCUUGAGGCCAAGAACUCUAUACAAGAGCAAGAUGGGAACUUGGAAGUAAUGGCCACUGGAGAUAAGGAGCCGCAGGCCAUGAGGUUGGACUCCAGCACGGAUUCCAGCAACGAUUCCAGCACUGACUCAAGCUCUGACUCAAGCUCUGACUCAAGCUCUACCUCUACCUCUGACUCUUCUGAUGAGGGAAAGAAGAAAAAGAAGAAAAAGAAGCAGAAGAAGAAUGGCAAGAAGAGAAGCAAAAAAGGGAAGAAGGAAAACAAAAAGGCGAAGAGGUCAAAAGGAAAAGGAGAGCGAGUGUCUUCCAUCUCAGAUGUGGUGAGGAGAUAUCGGCGUGUCCUUAAACUGGUGCAGAGAGGCUUCAGGAUGACCAAAGCUUUUAAGAAAGCUCAUGUUUCCAGGAAUGCUGUGAAAGACACUGCAGCAAUUGCUGAAGUAUUCCUGUUUUAG
This is a messenger RNA of Trematomus bernacchii (emerald rockcod), 556 nucleotides long. RefSeq names its product coiled-coil domain-containing protein 106-like. Bases 8 to 556 code for a protein of 182 amino acids. NCBI's taxonomy places the organism in Eukaryota, Metazoa, Chordata, Actinopteri, Perciformes, Nototheniidae. The record is from RefSeq and is a predicted model, not a curated record. Gene Ontology annotation, cellular component: nucleoplasm. The transcript is spliced from 4 exons.